Messenger RNA from Limanda limanda (common dab), 954 nucleotides. It is a transcript of the gene cth1, whose product is annotated as cysteine three histidine 1. NCBI's taxonomy places the organism in Eukaryota, Metazoa, Chordata, Actinopteri, Pleuronectiformes, Pleuronectidae. The record is from RefSeq and is a predicted model, not a curated record. The coding region runs from base 1 to 954 and encodes 317 amino acids. The transcript is spliced from 3 exons. Gene Ontology annotation, molecular function: metal ion binding; mRNA binding.
AUGCUCGAGACCAGUAGUGAUGACCUGUUCCUGCCCACCUGCCAAGAUGAGGUGCUGGUGGACAACCUGCUGGCCAGUGAGGACCUGGAUGGGGACGAAGCAGGCCUCUCCCUGGCCAAGGCCUUGCUUCCCCUGGUCGAGUGUGCCUCCACCUCCCCCAUCCCCUGGGUCUGCUCCACCCGCUACAAGACGGAGCUCUGCACCAGCUACUCUACUACUGGUUCCUGCAAGUACGCCGAGCGCUGCCAGUUUGCCCACGGCCUCCCCGAGCUCCACAUUCCCUUCCGCCACCCGAAGUACAAGACUGAAUUGUGUCGCAGCUUCCACACAACUGGCUACUGCUACUAUGGCAGCCGCUGUCUGUUUGUCCACAACUCCACUGAGCAGCGCCCUGUCCUCCGCCGCCGCAGGAACAUCCCCUGCCGCACCUUCCGCUCCUUUGGCAUCUGUCCCUUCGGCACUCGCUGUAACUUCCUGCACAUUGAGGGAGAAGAGGCUGGAGAUACUCCUGAUGUUUGUCUGAAGACUCCCUCGGCUCUCAGCCCCCAACUCCAAUCACAGACCAAGGAGUGGAAGCCUCGAGGAGCUCUGUGCCGUACCUUCAGCUCCUUCGGUUUCUGCUUGUAUGGUACACGCUGUCGCUUCCAGCACGGCCUCCCCAACAAGACCAAAACCUUUGACCAGAGUCCAGGAGGAUCCCUAUACACUAAUCCAUCUGUUGGCAGUUCAGGUUUACCUUCCCCCGCUUUUUUUAGUUCCACCCCAAACUCUUCAAGCUCCUUGUCUCCUCCAUCAACCUCUCCUCUCACCACCCCGCCUGCAGAGGCCAUAGCCAACAAUGCCUUCACCUUCUCCAGCCAGCACCUGAGUGACCUGCUGCUGCCAUUGGCUCUUCACCUGCAGCAGCUGGAGACCAGCCAGGCCCAGCAGAUAUGGGACAACAGGGCCGUUUAA